This is a messenger RNA of Parastagonospora nodorum SN15, 4230 nucleotides long. RefSeq lists its product as hypothetical. The coding region runs from base 1 to 4230 and encodes 1409 amino acids. Gene Ontology annotation, biological process: regulation of GTPase activity. The transcript has 2 exons. The record is from RefSeq and is a predicted model, not a curated record. NCBI's taxonomy places the organism in Eukaryota, Fungi, Ascomycota, Dothideomycetes, Pleosporales, Phaeosphaeriaceae.
AUGGACCAAACACGGCGGCAGCGGAGGGAGACGAGCGCCGCGGAGGCCACCAAAGCUGCGUACUGGGAGGAUGGACAGCGGGGCACCAUCCGGGCAGUCACACCUGAGGCCACUUCGGACGACAUCUCCACGUAUGCCUCGUCGCCGCCCCAGUCCCCGCGCUCGCACGACAGCCAGCCCUCGCGCACCAAUGCGAAUCCCAACACCAACAACGCGAACAACCCGCGGAACUUUGUAGCCCGCGCAAACUCGUCGGACCCAGACUACGCCCACCGCAAUGGCGGCCGCGAGCAGAUCAGGCCGCGAGGGCGCACGCUCGAGGAGAAGGGCACGCGCGACCGCUCCCCGCCAAACUCGUUUGUCACGGGACGCCAUCGCAUAGGCUCCGUCGCCAGCACCUCGUCCAACUUCCAGAGCCUCCAGGAGUCGGUUGUGACGUCCAUCGGCCACCCGUCCACCAUCUCCCCGACGACUCACGUGCCGCCGCGCACCGCCAGCAGCAACACCCGCGGUCGCCUCGCGAAGCAGACCCCGCGCGCUACCUCGCCCUCCGGUUCGCCCUCGAAUGGCCCGCCCGAGUCGUGGGUGUCGCCCGUGCCGGCGUCUGAUGCCAGGAAGCUCAAGGCUCUCAUGCGCCAGACAGUCGGGAAGAUGCAAGGGCUGCUAGCUUUCAGAAGAGGGGAGGCGAAUCCGUGGGCGCUCUCAUUCUGCUACAUCAACGACGAGACCGGCAGCCUGGUCUACGAACCCAAGAACGACACAACCUAUACGCGCACUCUGAUCCCAGAUCUGCGCGGGUGUCGCGUAAAGAGCGCAUACGACGGCGAGGCAUACACAGCAUACAUUCACGUAACGGUACACAACUCGAAGCUGGAAGUGCACUUGCGACCCCCGACCCAGGAUGAGUUCGACUCGUGGUUUGCUGCGCUGUUAUGUUGGUCGCCCAUGCGGCCCAAGGGAAUACAAAACAGAAUGGCCAAACCGCAGCCCCCGGCUUUGAUGGAGCGAAGAUUGGCCGACAGCAGACGACACUCUGAAGUUUCCUUGCUGAAAGACUCACCGAAGAAGGAAGCCCCGAUCAUUAAAGUCGGCAAAAUGAUAUACUGGGACACGAGUGUGACGUACAGCAGCAAUACCGGGACACCAAAAGCCUCGACUUCCGGGUCCGGAUCUAGGCCGCAGGCUUAUCGAGUGCAAAGCCAUGGAUCCCGGCGGUGGAGAAGAGUGUCCUGCACUCUGCGCGAGAAUGGAGAACUCAAGCUCUACUCUGACACAGACGUAACGCUGGUUUCGACCAUUCAGCUCUCUCAGCUUUCGCGAUGUGCUGUUCAACGGCUUGAUGCCUCUGUUCUGGAUAACGAAUUUUGCAUUGCCAUAUACCCGCAGUAUACCGCCACGUCUUCUGCACUAACGUUGUUACGGCCAAUCUUUCUGUCACUGGAAUCACGGGUUUUGUACGAGGUCUGGAUCGUUUUACUGCGAGCAUUCACCGUCCCACAGCUGUAUGGACCGAAACUGGACACAUUAGCCGAGGAUGGAACACUUUCGCCCUCCUUUGGAACGCAAGACAUGUUCAGGAUGGAGAAGUCGCUUUUCAUACGGGUGAUCGAGGCGAGACUAAUACCACCAGUGAGCCCCAAGGUUGCCGAGAAUGUGACGCCCAUCAGACCUUCUUCAUCUGCGACAACGAACCCUGGAGGGUACCUUGUAGAAGUCCUUCUAGAUGGUGAGACUCGUGCGCGGACGAUGGCAAAGAACGAGGGAACUACUCCGUUCUGGAGAGAAGAGUUUGAGUUUCUGGACCUUCCUGCUCUUCACACUGCUUCUUUAUUGCUCAAAAAGCGUCCCCCAAGCUACUCGCGCACAGAGAAGAAUGUCUUCGAAACCGUGACAGGCUCUGACCCUUAUGCAGCAGAAGGCGGCUACGCAGGCAUUAGUUUCGACCAGACAGUCGGUAAGACGGAUAUCUAUCUGGACGAUCUCGGCCCGAAUCAAGAGACGGAAAAGUGGUGGCCACUUGUAAAUAUGUAUGGCAACAGUGUCGGCGAGGUGCUUGUCAAAGUCAGCAGCGAAGAGUGCGCGAUUCUUAUGGCUCGCGACUACUACCCACUUUCGGAGCUACUGCACCGCUUCUCCAACAGUCUCACUCUCCAGAUCGCGCAGAUGAACACGAACGAUCUUAAGAAAUUAUCUGAAUACUUGUUGAAUAUUUUCCAAGUUUCAGGCGCAGCUGGAGAAUGGCUUUGUGCGCUGGUAGAGGAAGAAAUCGACGGUACACUGAAGGAAUCACCGGCCAGUCGUCUUCGGUUCAGCAAAAGGCUUGGGUCGAGUGAAUCAAGCGAAUCAACCCUUGGAACAUUUGUCUCGGCGAGCGACCGCGAACUCUUUGUCCGAGACAUGGGCAACAAUGCGAAACUCGAAGCCAAUCUCCUCUUCCGCGGCAAUACUCUGCUGACCAAGUCACUGGACCUCCACAUGAAGCGUUUGGGCAAGGAAUACCUCGAAGAGACUCUCAGCGAGAAACUGAAGGAGAUCAACGAAAAGGAUCCGGAAUGCGAAGUAGACCCAAACAAGGUCACCUCACAACAUGAGCUGGACCGUAACUGGAGGCGCUUGAUCAACUGCACGGAAGAAGUCUGGCGAGCCAUCUACAACUCCAUUUCGCGAUGUCCUCAAGAGCUGCGUUUGAUUUUCCGACACAUCAGAGCAUGCGCUGAAGAUCGAUACGGCGACUAUCUGAGAACUGUGGCUUACAGCAGUGUCUCUGGGUUCUUGUUCCUGCGCUUCUUCGUUCCGGCAGUACUCAACCCGAAACUUUUUGGCUUACUAAAAGGACUUGCUAAUAUGUCCUCGUUCGGCACCAAAGAAGCAUGGAUGGAGCCAAUGAACACCUUCCUCACUUCUCAUCGCCUAGAGUUCAAGAAGUACUUGGACGACAUCUGCUCGGUAUCAACCGCUUCUUCUGCUGCUGUACCGAUACCGCCAUCGUACAGUACCCCGAUCGCCAUCUUACACCGACUUCCUCCAACUUUCAAAGAAGGCUUUCCUUCCCUACCGUAUUUGAUCGACCAUUCACGGAAUUUCGCUAUGUUGGUCAAUCUCUGGCUAGAGAACUCUGCGAAGUUUGCGCAUCACAUCGAAGCUGGGGACGGUGACUUGUUACGCUUCCACAACAUCUGCGUCUCCCUCAGCGAGCGGACGAAAGACUGUCUCAAUCGUGCGGAGCCAGCAGAGCGACCAUCGUCGUCACUAAGUGUAAAGUGGGAGGAACUUGUUGAACAACUACAAGGCUCGACUAUCGAAACUGGGCGUGGAGCAGCUACACGAAAUCGCAGUGCCAUUCGAGAGGAAGAGUAUGAGGGACCGCCCUUGUCUCCCAGCAAUGGUGAGGACGUCUCAUCUUCUAAUGCAAGCACGCCUAUCACCAUGAAGCCACCGCCAAAGACUCGGCAUCAACAGAAGGCUAGCAUAUCUGCGUCGCAGAGCUCCGUCAAGAGCACCACCUCUGCGACAGCCUCAUACAGCAAUCCUUUUGCUGCUAAACAGGCCCAAGGCCACAUACAAGGGCAGGGCUGGUCGAAUAACUACGCUCCAUCUCCGCUAGACUCUAACUCACAAUCUGCGUCCGCGUCUGCAAGCGCAUCCGUCUCCGCUGCGGAAGAAACACCUCCAGGAUCUAGCGACGGUCUCCACAUGGCACCUGCGCCCUCAUACCCACAGACGCUCUCACAUCCAGCAUCACAAAGCUCGUUCAAUUACUCAAAUCCGAAUGUGCACAUCAACAUGUCGAAUCAGGCGAACCGAUCUUCUAACACCAUUGGACCUCCACCCCGCACUGCAGGCGGCGUGAGUGUCGAAGGGUCCGAGGACGGGAGCGUUCUAGAAGAAGAGUACACAACCGCUCUCCCAGCAUGGUCUGAAAAGGAAAAGUCUGGCAAAGACAAGGAAAAGAAAGAACGCGGCCUCCGUGGCGUUCUACCCUUCCCACGAAAGCGCAAAGACAAGGACAGGGAUAAAGACAAGGACAAGGACAAAGAAAAGGACGAGAAGAAGUCAAAAGACAAGGAUAAAGACAAGGGCAAAGACCGUGACAGCGACCGCAGCACCGACCGCAACGGCAGAGAUCGCAGCGGCUCCGCACUCGGCGAGUACAGCGCCCUAGGCAGUAUACGCGGCAAAGUGUCGCACAGGGAUAGGCAUGGCAAGGAGGAUAGAGACGAGGAGUUCUGA